AUGGCUGGAGGUGAUACCCAUGGCCUUCAUGACUUGAUCCCGCCUGAACAUCGUCCGGUCGCGGAUGUGCUUUUGCAUGCAGGCUUUCGUCGGGGUGCGUGUGAUGCUGUGCGCUGCCAGUCUUGUCCUGAAUGUUUGCGUUUGGGAGGUGACUUCACAAACACCGGGGAGCUUGAGCAAGUCAAGAGCUUAGGCAAGUGGUUGGCAGCAUACCCGGCAAAGGAGAAAAUUGUGAUUGCCGGGAACCACGACAUUACUUUUCACGAGCAGUACUACAAAGACCGUGGUGCCCGGCGCUUUCACCGAGGGGGUGCUUACGAUUGCAGCAAGGUGCGACGUUCACUGGAGGGCUGCACAUACCUAGAGGAUUCUUCUGCAGACGUAUGCGGCUACAAAGUCUACGGGUCGCCCUGGCAGCCUGAGUUCUGCGACUGGGCUUUCAAUUUGCCAAGAGGAGACGAGAUUCGGAAGAAGUGGGAGGCAAUUCCAACGGACACGGACAUCUUACUGGUGCAUGGCCCACCUGCGGGCCAUGGGGACCGUUGUCGGCAUGGCAGGGUUGGCUGCCAGGACCUGCUAGAGGAGGUUCAGCGUCGUGCAAUCUCCGUGGUGGUAGCUGGCCACCUGCAUGAAGAUCAUGGCACCACAACUGACGAGGUUACCUUGUUUGUGAACGCCUCUACAUGUACCUCUGAGUACAACCCGACUCAGCGACCCAUCGUCUUCGAUCUCCCUCCGCGGGAGCUGCUUCGCCCCGUGACAGAGGCUGCAGCUUCGGGCCGGCUUGCACCACAUUGGUCCACAUAG
Molecule: messenger RNA, 807 nt
Organism: Symbiodinium natans
Lineage: Eukaryota; Dinophyceae; Suessiales; Symbiodiniaceae
Source: the annotation of a GenBank genome assembly